This is a messenger RNA of Danio rerio (zebrafish), 5601 nucleotides long. The record is from RefSeq and is a predicted model, not a curated record. Lineage: Eukaryota; Metazoa; Chordata; Actinopteri; Cypriniformes; Danionidae.
UGGGAAGUUUACAGAGGCAAGACCUAAAGCAGAGUGAGGUGUGACCAGAUGGUUACACAAACCUGAUUUUAGAUUGUAGCUCAGACGAGACACAAGUCAGGAGGGGCCAAAAAAGCAGGUCUGAAACACACACAGGGACAACUACUAUCAAACACGCUUACUUCGCCGGCAGAGACGACACUUGCAGGAGAGUGAGACACUGCUGAGGGAUUUACUUGAGGAAGGGAAAAAGAGUGGAGUCUGGAUGGACACCCUCUGCAGUCUCAGUGGCCUGGACCCUCUCUGGGAUUGGAACGUCACGUGGUACACAGAACAUCCAGACCUCACAAAGUGCUUCCAGCACACGAUACUGGUGUGGUUCCCUUGUUUCUAUCUCUGGAUCUGUGCCCCUUUCUACUGCUUGUAUCUCAAAUUCUAUUACAAUGGACGCAUAUCUAUAUCCAGCCUCUGCUGUGCCAAGAUGGGUUUGGCUCUCUGUCUGGCCUCCAUUGGUUUUUUGGAGACGGUCUACCUGCUGGUGGAAAGAAGCAGAGACAUAGAGCAUCUCAUGGUCUUUCUCCUGAGCCCUAUUAUCCGUAGCCUUACCAUGAUACUGGUGAUGUUGAUGAUCCACUUAGAAAGGCUGAGGGGCUUUCGUUCCUCUGUGUUUCUCUUUCUGUUUUGGAUGCUUUCGGUGGUCUGCUCACUGGUGCCUCUCAGAGCCAACAUACAAGCCAACAUAAAGGAGGGUUUCUCUGCAGAUCCGAUGAGAUUUGCGGCAUUUUUCACAUUCUUCUCUCUUCAGCUGGCACAGCUCAUCCUCAGCUGUUUCGCUGACCAGCGGCCAGACACUCUUAAACCUGUAUAUGUGAAGAACCCAUGUCCAGUUGAGGAUGCCUCUUUCCUGUCAAAAUUACUUUUCUGGUGGUACGGCAGACUGGUGGUGAAGGGCUACCGCUCACCUUUAAAAGCUGAAGAUCUCUGGUCUCUACGAGAAGAGGACACAUCUGAAAAAAUCAUCUGUGAUCUAGAAAAAGAGUGGGCAAAACAAUGGGCCAAACUGCAACAGAAAAAGAGCUCUCUGAAUGAAGCGCAAACACUUGGUUUUAAGCUGAGUUCCUGUGUUAAGCAGCUGUUCAGAAAACUCUUUAAGGAACAGUGUACAGGUUUUGUUCUGUUUAGGACACUGGCCAAAAUAUUCAGCCCCUACUUUCUGACUGGGACUCUCUUUCUUGUCAUCCAAGAUGCUUUGAUGUUCUCCAUCCCACAAGUACUAAGUUUACUGCUUGGCUAUGUGAGGGAUGAAGAUGCCCCCUUGUGGAAGGGUUACCUCUUCGCCUUUUCUCUGUUCCUGUUGUCUUGUCUGCAGUCCCUAUUUAACCAUCAGUACAUGUAUACCUGCUUAACAGUUGGCAUGAGGGUUAAAACUGCAGUUAUGGGCCUGGUGUACCGGAAGUCUCUGGUCAUCAACAGUGCAGCCCGCAAGACAUGUACAGUCGGAGAGAUAGUGAACUUGGUUUCAGCUGACACCCAAAAACUUGUGGAUUUCGUAAUGUACUUUAAUGCAUUGUGGCUGGCACCCAUUGAAAUCGCCUUGUGUCUUUUCUUCCUCUGGCAGCAUCUCGGUCCAUCCACCUUGGCUGGCAUCACCACUGUGAUACUCAUCUUUCCUUUAAAUGGGUUUAUUGCCAAAAUGAGAAGCAAGCUCCAGGAGGUCCAGAUGAAACAUAAGGAUGAACGCAUAAAGUUGAUGAACGAAAUCUUGAGUGGCAUAAAGAUCCUUAAGUUUUAUGCCUGGGAAAAGGCCUUCAGAGAGCGAGUGCUGGGAUACAGGGAAAAAGAGCUGAAUGCUCUGAAGAAGUCCCAGAUACUUUACUCCGUUUCCAUCGCCUCCUUUAACUCAUCAACAUUAUUGAUUGCGUUUGCCAUGUUCGGGGUGUAUGUGCUAAUUGAUGAUAAGCAUGUUCUGGAUGCUCAGAAAAUCUUUGUGUCCAUGGCUCUUAUCAACAUACUUAAAGCUCCACUCAGUCAACUGCCAAUUGCAAUGAGCACUACUAUGCAGGUGGUGGUUUCUCUCAAACGUCUUGGGACGUUUCUCGAUCAAGAUGAGCUGAAACUUGAUAGCGUGCAGAGAGUUCCAUACAAUCCCAAUAUUGAAAGUGUUGUUAUUAACAAUGGCACAUUCAGCUGGUCUAAAGACAGCACACCAUGUCUCAGGAGAAUCAAUGUCAAAGUUCAGCGAGGUUCACUGGUGGCUGUAGUUGGUCAUGUGGGCAGUGGAAAAUCCUCUCUCUUGUCUGCAAUGCUUGGAGAAAUGGAAAAGAAAAGUGGCCACAUCACAAUCACGGGCUCUGUGGGUUAUGUUCCUCAGCAAGCAUGGAUCCAGAAUGCCACUCUUAAAGACAACAUUUUGUUUGGAUGUGAGAAGAAAGACAGUUUGUACCAGAAAGUACUGGAAGCCUGUGCCCUCCUACCAGACUUAGAGAUCCUUCCUGCACGAGAUGCAACAGAGAUUGGAGAGAAGGGGUUAAAUCUGUCAGGAGGUCAAAAACAGAGAGUAAGUCUGGCACGAGCAGUAUACAGGAAUUCUGAUAUCUAUCUGUUGGAUGAUCCCUUGUCAGCGGUGGAUGCACAUGUGGGUCAACACAUCUUUGAAAAAGUCAUUGGACCUAAUGGAUCUCUUAAAAAUAAGACUCGUGUUCUGGUGACUCAUGGGCUCAGCUUUCUGCCCCAAGCAGACCUGAUCCUGGUGAUGGCAGAUGGAGAAAUCAAAGAGAUGGGCUCUUAUGCCGAGCUUCUGAGCAGAAAGAAUGCCUUUGCAGAGCUUAAGGCUUUUUCUGUUAGUGAACGCAAGGAAAGUGCCACCCUAAAAGGAACCAGGAAAUCAGUAUCUUUCCUAAGCAUAAAAGACUUCUCUACUGACCUCAUCAGGGGAGAUUUGGGAAGUGCAAGUAUACAAACCAUGGAAGCAAUAUCUGACCCAAAACUGAAUCAGGACAGGGAUGAAGUUGGCAGACUAACCCAAGCUGACAAAGCACAUACAGGCCGGGUGAAACUGGAGAUGUAUGUGGAGUACUUCAGGACCAUCGGCUUGGCCUUCAUAAUCCCCAUCAUCUUCCUCUAUGCGUUCCAGCAAGUUGCUUCACUGGCUUACAACUACUGGCUCAGUUUGUGGGCAGAUGACCCGGUUAUAAAUGGAACACAGGUUAACACUGAUCUGAAGCUUGGUGUAUAUGGAGCUCUUGGCUUUGCUCAAGGAAUUGCAAUUUUCGGGACUACUGUAGCAAUAUCCCUUGGAGGAAUAAUUGCAUCCCGGCAACUUCAUCUGGACCUUCUGAACAACGUACUUCACUCUCCCAUGUCAUUCUUUGAAAGUACACCUAGUGGUAACCUUCUCAAUCGUUUCUCAAAAGAGAUAGACGCCAUUGAUUGCAUGAUCCCUCAUGGUCUGAAGAUCAUGCUAGGCUAUGUGUUCAAACUUCUGGAGGUUUGCAUUAUCGUGCUGAUGGCAACUCCAUUUGCAGGAGUGAUCAUAUUGCCGUUGACUCUUCUCUAUGCCUUUAUCCAGAGUUUCUAUGUUGCCACAUCCUGCCAGUUGCGAAGACUAGAGUCAGUGAGUCGUUCACCCAUUUAUACUCAUUUCAAUGAGACAGUCCAAGGAGCCAGUGUGAUCCGGGCCUUUGGUGAACAGCCUAGAUUCAUUCUUCAGGCUAACUGUCGAGUGGACCUCAAUCAAACGUCCUACUUCCCAAGAUUUGUAGCUUCAAGGUGGCUGGCAGUAAAUCUAGAGUUCCUGGGUAACUUGCUGGUCCUUGCUGCAGCUAUCCUAUCUGUUAUGGGAAGGGCAACUUUAAGUCCUGGAACAGUGGGGCUAGCUGUGUCUCACUCUCUCCAGGUCACCGGGAUUCUAAGCUGGAUUGUGCGGUCAUGGACUGAUGUAGAAAACAACAUUGUGUCUGUUGAGCGAGUGAAAGAAUAUGCUGAAACGGCAAAAGAGGCACCAUGGACAUUCGAGGACAGUCCACUCCCGUCUGACUGGCCCAGAUCCGGAUCUAUUGGAUUCCAGGCAUAUGGACUUCAGUAUCGCAAGGGUCUUGACUGGGCCUUGAAAGAAAUUUCCCUCAGUGUCAAUGAGAGAGAAAAAGUUGGAAUUGUGGGAAGAACAGGAGCUGGAAAAUCAUCUCUGGCUCUUGGAAUCUUUCGUAUCCUUGAGGCAGCAAAAGGAAAGAUCUUUAUAGAUGGCAUAAACAUAGCAGAGAUUGGACUGCAUGAACUGAGGUCUCGUAUCACUAUCAUCCCACAGGAUCCAGUGCUGUUCUCGGGUUCGUUACGUAUAAAUCUGGAUCCCUUUGAUCGCUACACUGAUGAAGAGGUUUGGAGAUCUCUAGAACUUGCACAUCUCAAGACCUUUGUGUCUGACUUGCCUGACAAACUCAACCAUGAGUGUUCAGAGGGUGGAGAGAAUCUCAGUUUGGGUCAGCGGCAGCUGAUUUGCCUGGCUCGAGCUCUCCUCAGAAAGACGAAGAUUCUGGUUUUGGAUGAAGCCACUGCAGCGGUGGAUCUAAAGACGGACAAUCUGAUACAGUCCACCAUCCGAACCCAGUUUGAGGACUGUACAGUUCUGACCAUUGCACACCGCCUCAACACCAUCAUGGACUACACAAGGGUAAUUGUGAUGGACAGAGGGAACAUCACAGAGAUAGACUCUCCAUCUAACCUGAUAUCUCAGCAUGGUCAAUUCUAUCGAAUGUGUCGAGAGGCUGGGCUGGUGUGAACCUUCACCAUCAAUGACAAAAUCGUAUCUUCACUUAGGAGAGACAAUGAAAAUAUUGGUGUAGAAUAACCAAUAUCUAAAUGGCAUAUAUAGAUGGCUACUCAAGUGAAGCACAAAGCUCAGGAUGAAGAGGACUUGGAUGCAAUAGUUGUUCUAGUAAAGCUGGUGUACACAUUUUCUCCUGUACAACAGAAGUAGUGUGCUUUAGCCUGCUGGUACUUUCACUGAUGUCUGAGGUGCGAAAUCAGAAAGACUCAGUAAUCAGUAAUCUCAUUUCAACAUUUAAAGACUUGAGUGACCUUUAGCAACUUACCGUAGAGUUCUUCAGGUAGUCAGACAGUAUUUAUCUUCUCUAAUUUAAAUGAAAGUAAAGUUUCAUUCAAUACUGUAGUUUAUUCUUAUAGUUCCUUAGACAGGAUUCCUUUCCUUAAUUAUUUCAUUUAAGCACAUUUAAACCUAAAUUCCCUUACAAAUGAAGCAUGCAUUUAUUUAAAGCUAUUUACAAUGUGAGAAAUACGUCGUAUUUAAAGCAGAGUCACGGGGCAGCAGUUUCUCAUCAGACACUUCCUCCAGCUUCUCUGGGAGAAUUCCAAGAUGUUCCCUGGUAUGCAGAGACGCAACCAGUUUGCCCUGGAGCUUCUCCUAGGCCCCUUUCUGGUGGGCAACACCUCCCCUGGAGGCAUUCAAAACAGAUGCCCCAGGCACCUCAACUGGCUUCCCUUGACGAGGUGGAGCAGCGGCUCUACUCCAAGGCCCCGUUUACACUAAUGUGUUUUAGUUUGAAAACGCAUACGUUUUGCUACGGUUACGCCAUCCGUCCACACUGCGCCGGAGUUUUCGAGAGCCAA